This is a messenger RNA of Cokeromyces recurvatus, 1300 nucleotides long. Its product is annotated as peptidase C13 family-domain-containing protein. Gene Ontology annotation, molecular function: GPI-anchor transamidase activity. Gene Ontology annotation, biological process: attachment of GPI anchor to protein; proteolysis; protein localization to cell surface. NCBI's taxonomy places the organism in Eukaryota, Fungi, Mucoromycota, Mucoromycetes, Mucorales, Mucoraceae. The transcript is spliced from 4 exons. The record is from RefSeq and is a predicted model, not a curated record. Bases 43 to 837 code for a protein of 264 amino acids. Gene Ontology annotation, cellular component: GPI-anchor transamidase complex.
UUUUUUUUUUUUAAAAAAAUCUUUAUUCUAUAAUUAUUAACAAUGACAAAAUGGAAAUGGAGUUUAUUAACUCUUUUAUUCCUUUUCUUUAAAUGUAUAUUUUGUAAUGAACAAGUAGAGGGCUUUUUUAGUUCAAGUGGUCAUACAAAUAACUGGGCAGUACUGGUAUGCACAUCUCGUUUCUGGUUUAAUUAUCGUCAUGUAGCAAACACAUUAUCUAUAUAUCGCACAGUAAAACGACUUGGCAUUCCAGAUUCUAAUAUCAUUCUCAUGUUAGCUGACGACGUCUCUUGUAAUCCACGUAAUAAAUAUCCAGCAACUGUUUACAAUAAUGCAAACCGUUUAUUGGAUUUAUAUGGUGAUAACGUAGAAGUAGACUAUAGAGGAUACGAAGUAACAGUAGAGAACUUUAUUCGUAUGCUAACAGGUCGAGUAUCGCCUGAUACACCUCGUUCAAAAAGAUUAUUAUCAGAUGAUCGAUCAAACAUUCUUGUAUACAUGACAGGCCAUGGAGGUGAUGAAUUCCUUAAAUUUCAAGAUGCAGAGGAGAUUAGUGCAUAUGAUUUAGCAGAUGCCUUUAAACAAAUGUCUGAAAAGAAACGAUACAAUGAAAUUCUUUUUAUGAUCGAUACUUGUCAAGCCAACACAAUGUAUAGUAAAAUCAACUCAACUAAUAUUCUAGCUACCGGAAGUAGUCGUCUAGAUGAAAGUUCUUAUUCUCAUCACACAGAUUAUGAUAUUGGCGUUGCCGUUAUUGAUAGUUUUACGUAUUAUAACUUGGAAUUUCUUGAAAACAUUGAUAUGACAAGUAACAAGACGUUACAAGAGUUGGUAUGAAGACAGAGAGGGAAGGCUUUAUAAAUACAGUUUUAUUAAUAACUCAUUCUUUGUAGUUUAAUACAUAUGAUCCUGUCAAGAUUGCCUCUCAUCCUGGUAUUCGUUCUGACUUAUUCAAUCGUCCUCUUGAUAAAGUCAAAGUAACUGAUUUUUUUGGAAAUGUUCAAAAUGUAGAAUUAACAAGAAGUCGAUACCCUCUUAUUGAAGAAGAAACAGUUAUUGAAGAAGAACAUAAGCAUAGAAUGCCUUAUAGGAAUCAUUCAGGAGACCAGCAUCUUUAUCAUUCAUUUUUAGUUGAGAGAUCCAAUUUUAAUAAUUGGACACCAUUUAUUUUUGGUAUAUUAUCAACAGUCAUGAUUGGAUAUAUUGCAAUGAAAACAGUUAUGUAAUAAAACAGUGUAUUUUAAAUAAUUUGAUAUUAGUAUCAUUUUAUUAUAGACCUGGAUAGAUUCCUAUAUUCAAC